GAUCGUAUUGGAAUAGUCAUUGUGUUCUUGUACUGGUUUAUUUGCAUCAGGGAAUUUGUAAUUUGUUUACUAUGGAUUCAUGUCUCUCUACCUCUUCUCAUACUUGUAUGCCAGGUUCAAAAUAUCCUGACACUGAUUGCUGGCCUUGUUUGAUGCCUUUUUUCUGUGGAUGUCAGAGUCAUUGUACCAAACUACCCUUGAUAACAAGUAUAUGCACUGAAAUGUACCUUACCCGACUGUCACAUACGUAGAAAAAAUUACCUGAGGUCAUUCGAGGAAACUUGCCUGGCAUCCACUACAUCCGCGAUGUUGCUGAUGUUGAUAUGCUGAUUUCUUCAUUAAAGAAAGCUAAAAAGGUAAUUGUUAUUGGUGGUGGAUAUAUUGGUAUGGAAGUUGCUGCAGCAACUGUUGGUUGGAAUCUGGAUACAACGGGUAUGAUGGUUGACAAAUUGGAAGUUGGUAGUGAUGGACGAGUUGCUGCUGUGAGGUUAAAGAACGAAUCUCUUGUGGAAGCAGACACGGCUAUUGUAGGGAUUGGAGCAAAGCCGGCUAUUGGUCCUUUUGAAAUAUUAGGAUUGAAAAAUUUCGUUGGUGGUAUUCAGGUAGAUAGUCAAUUCAGAACUAGCAUUCCUGGUAUUUUUUCUAUUGGGGAUGUAGCAGGAUUUCCUUUGAAGAUAUAUGACCAAAUGGUACGUGUGGAGCAUGUAGAUCAUGCUCGGAAGUCUGCUCAACAUUGUGUUAAAGCACUAUUGAGCAUACACACUCAGCCUUGGAGAGACAAUAGAGGUCGGAGGCUUUGAUCCUAAGAUUGCUACAUUCUGGCUUGACUCUGGAAGAUUAAAAGGAGUGUUCCUUGAGUAUGGCAGCACUGAGGUAUUACUUAGUGUUCAUUUUUUCCUAGAUUUACUUUAGGAGUCCUUUUUCUCUCAAAUUGUUGAUCAUGUUUGCCUAUUACACUUGUAUAAAAACAGAAAUUGAAGUCAAUCAUUGUCCAAUAUGAUCCUUCCUUUUUCUCUCAAAUUGUUGAUCAUGUUUGCCUAUUACACUUGUAUAAAAACAGAAAUUGCAGUCAAUCAGUUUUCAAUAUGAUCCUUAGAUCAUAUUAAUGUGAUCAAUGUUAGAAUUA
Amborella trichopoda is the source of this 1126-nucleotide messenger RNA. NCBI's taxonomy places the organism in Eukaryota, Viridiplantae, Streptophyta, Magnoliopsida, Amborellales, Amborellaceae. The record is from RefSeq and is a predicted model, not a curated record.